Molecule: messenger RNA, 2076 nt
Organism: Fusarium coffeatum
Lineage: Eukaryota; Fungi; Ascomycota; Sordariomycetes; Hypocreales; Nectriaceae
Exons: 4
Coding region: 1-2076 (691 amino acids)
Biological process (GO): intracellular protein transport; vesicle-mediated transport
Cellular component (GO): cytoplasm
Molecular function (GO): GTP binding; GTPase activity
Source: RefSeq, a predicted model, not a curated record
AUGAAAAUCGCUCGUUGGCUCCUGGGAAGAGGUACCGAGCAUGUUGGCUUGGUGCUAGGAAAUGACACAGCCGGAAAAACUACGUUGAUUUAUAGAUUGAGAUACGGCGAACCUGUCCAGACUAUUCCGACCAUUGGUUUCAAUGUUGAGACAUUUGAGUACCCAGAUGGCGAUAAACUCACGCUAUGGGACAUUGGAGGAUGCGAUCAAAUCCGACCUCUUACUCAACAUUAUAUGCUAAAAGAUCGCUUCAUCAUAUUUCUGCAGAGCUGCGAAGAUUUGGAUCCUGAUAGAAUUGAGUUUUCUAUGGAGUAUCUUCGCAUGUCGAUGAGUAUGAUGGAGGGCUUUGAAGCGAAGAACAUGUUUAUCCUGUUCAACAGGCAGGAUCACCUUUCACUAGAGGAAGCAGCCAAAGUCGUCAAGGACCUCAAGGUGGUUAUUGAGAAAGAGAUCAAGCCAUAUAAAAACAAGCUUGAUAUCAGGAUCUUGGACUAUCCUGGCUUCAGCGCGUUGUAUGGUACACAAGUGCAUCCCGCUAUUGAGGAGAUCAGGAAGGCUCUGAAGCCUGUUAAGCCAGCGCAAAACACCAAAGCUGAGAUUGAACAGAGGGAGAAGGGUCCGAGUGAAGAGGAACUUCUCAACCGGAUCAGACAGGCAAAUGCCAAAAGCGCUGACGCGAAAACGUUCUGGAGCGCUUUUGUGGAUGGUAGUCUUGAGUCUUGGGAUCACUAUACCCAUCUCAGAGCUGGCCUUUUCGUCAUGCAUGAUUGUUUCGCUAGGGGACUGGGUCUGUUGGAAUGUGCGGAUGAGUUUAUGGCGCAUCUGAAUCGAUUGAGAGAGGGCAACCCGGAGAGAUUUCGUAAUACUGCACACAAAACAAUGACAAUCUUCUGGCUACAUCAGAUCCAGGUCGCUGCUCUCGAGCACCAGGCAAGCAAAGCACUUGACAAAUUUCCUGCACCGGAAGAGUAUGCGGACAUCGUCUUCUCGGCACCACGUCUGAUGAACUCUGGUUUGUGGAGAGCCUAUUACACCAAAGACCUGCUCUUCACACAGGAGGCCAGAGAGAAUUGGCAUCUUCCUGAUUUGCAGCCUCUUCCAACUGUCAGCCAAGUUACCUCCGAGAAGCCACAACAGCAGAAGUCUGUUAACGACGUUGAUCGACUGCCUCGCUUUGCUUUCUCUGUCGUCCAGAAGACGUUAACCUCUAAACUUAGACGUGGAGGAGUCGUGAAGCAAGCUCUCGAAGCUCUCCAGUCAUCUACGAUGCGACUCCGUGCUUCAAAUCCUUCGAUCUCUCCUUACUCCGAGACACAGGCAUACUUUUGGAUUCAGAUCAUCCACGCCUAUAUUCGCUCUCUAGAAGUAGAAGACUCUUCAGUGCAUAACAACCUCAACGGUCUUGGUCCAGCGCUGACCUAUGAAGCAUUCAAAUCCCUGUUUGGCAUAACCGGCGAAGAGUGGCGUCAGUACUACUCGCAAUCUACAUGGGAAAGCAUCACAGCCCGAAUGAGCUUCGUGAACCCCGACAAGAAAGCCCUGCCAAACGUUUUCGGGUUGCCGUCGCAAGCGAGAAUGGAUCUUGCUCGAUCGCAGAUGGUCAAUGCGAUAAGCCAUCGCUUGACAGGACCUUCAGACUUACCGCCUCGUGAAGAGCUGGACUUCCAAGCCGCUGUUCUCAUCGACGAAGCGAAGCUUAUGCCCGAGUCUGAACUCAACGUCGCCAGCCAUGCGAGUCUCCUACGAUUCCUCUUCACUCGCCUAUCUGGCCAAAGUGAUACUACCACGAAGGGAACCAAGAGAGCUGCCUCGCUGGCGUCGUCUGCAGCAUUGGAAGUCGCCAAACAGGUCGGUUUGACACAGAGUAUGUUCUGGGUACAGCAAAUUCAACUCGCGCUAGCUGGAAGUAAUACCGAAAGCUUCGAGGAGCUUGUCAAGAGAAGUUCGCACUUAGCUUACGAGGACCUGCCGUUUACUCAUUAUUCACCUCAAUUGUGGGAGAGUGCUGAGGCGAGGGAGGCUUAUGUGCCGCCUGAUAGACGAGCGGUUUCUAGCGUUGUCGCUAGAAAGGCAUGA